AUGUCAAACAUUAAGAAUAUAACGACUGUGGCUCGUUCACUGACCAAACGACCAUUUCGAGUUUCUAUUGAAGGUAAUAUAGGAUCAGGAAAAUCGACGUGUAUAAAACAUUUUGAGAAGUACAGUAUCGUGGAAACACACGCAGAGCCUAUUCAAGAAUGGCGCAAUGUUAGCGGUCAUAACUUACUCGGGUUGUUGUAUAGUGAUCUUAACAAAUGGAGCUUUGCAUUUGAACACUAUGUGCACCUCAGCCGGUUAAAGAUUCAAACCAGUCCACCGUCUAACCCAAAUGUUAGCGUGAAGAUGUUUGAAAGGUCAGUACAAAACAGCAGGCACUGUUUUGUAGAGAAUGCUAAGAAACAAAAUUUUCUUCAUGACCCACAGUACCAAGUUCUUGUUACUUGGUUUGAAUAUACUGAAAAGAAUUUAGACAUUAGCUUAGAUUUAAUAGUAUAUUUACGGACAACACCCGAAGUCGUUUGGGAACGAAUGAUGAACAGAGGCAGGGCUGAGGAAUCUGAAGUGCCUUUGGAAUAUUUACAACAAGUGCACGAAUCAUAUGAGAAAUGGUUAAGCUUCCCCGAUGUAGGCUGUGAAGUGUUAACAAUUGAUGCCAAUCGAGACAUAAAAUAUGUUAUUGAGGAUUUAGAAAGAUAUACAUAUAAGAUAUUAGGUGGUAAUCAUACUAACUAG
Molecule: messenger RNA, 693 nt
Organism: Pieris macdunnoughi
Lineage: Eukaryota; Metazoa; Arthropoda; Insecta; Lepidoptera; Pieridae
Source: the annotation of a GenBank genome assembly